AUGUCGUCUGCAGAGGAGAACGGAAGCGACUCACGACAGUCGUCCAAGCCGAAGAAACGUAUUCGCCGGCUGCAGCGCGCAUGCGACACCUGUAAACGCAAGAAGAUUCGAUGUGACUGGGCAGCGGCACGGGGCAACAAGUGUACUUAUUGUAGGACCCAUCAGCUCGAUUGUAGCUAUACGCAUGGGGAUAGGGAGGAGAAGCAUGGUACCCCGGAAGAGUAUGUUGAGUCUCUAGAGCGCUCUGUGAAGCUCAUGUCUGCGUGGUUGUACCGGCAUCACCCGGACCUCGAUCUAACCUUGGAGUUUGGUAUUCCCUCCGACAUUGAUAGAUGGAUGGAAACUCAGCGAUCCAACGCGAAUUUGCUUCGACCCAACGGUGGGGACGUCUCAGAAAUCAACUUAAGUGUUGGUGUCAAGGAUGAACCCGAAUCGAGCGAUGACGAGACUUUCAAGUUGGCGAGUCUGCAGCACCGCAUGGAGAACGUUCAUAUCGUGGACCGCUUCCUAGGCAGAGGAAGCGUUCUUGGAAAGUCGAGUGGUGUUGCCCUCAUAAAGUCUGCUCUGGAGAUGAAGGACGAAGGUUCCCUCAGGCAGCGGCUAGAUCCUCGCAAUAUGCGGGCUAAACGCGAUAGUUUCUGGGACUCGCAUGCGUGUCAGUGGGAGCAGUCGACGUUUGACGCCCGUCUCUUUGACUUCCCGCCAACCGAUCUCAUGUACUCGCUUUUCGACAUAUGGUUCAAUACCCGCUCACAUGUGCUUCCGCUCUUGCACCAGUCAACUUUUAUGAAGAAGCUAUCCAACGGUCUGCACUAUCGGGAUGGAGCGUUCGCAGCCAUGGUACUCGUUGUUUGCGCUAUCGCAUCCAGGUUCUGCAACGACAGCAGGGUCCUAUAUACGGACUCGUGGUUUUCUGCCGGAUGGAAGUACUAUCAUCAAGCUAGGAUGUACUACAAGCCGUCGAUGUCCUCUCCAUCUCUGCACGAUAUCCAGCUCCAGGUUCUUUUCUGUCUAUACCUCGAGGGUUCAUCCAUGCCUCAGACUUGCUGGACAACGUGUGGGAUGGCCCUGCGCCUUGCCAUGGAUGUUGGCGCUCACAAGAAGAAGGCUUAUCACAAUGAUAAACCCGAUCCAGAUGAGGAGCAAUGGAAACGCGCCUUCUGGAUCUUGGUUAUCAUGGAUAGGUGGCUCAGUGCCCAGCUGGGUCGUUCGUGUUCGGUUCACGAAGAAGAUUUCGAUCUUGACCUUCCCAUCGAUGUUGAUGACGAGUAUUGGGAAACCUCCGACCCCUCGCAAGCCUUCAAGCAGCCAGCAGGACGACCAUCCCGGGUUGCCUUCUUCAUAACUCUGAUUAAGCUCAGCAGGGUGCUUGGCGUAGCUCUACGCUCCAUCUUCUCUCUAGAUUCGCGGUCCAAUAUCCUACUUGAGCUCAUUGGAAAGGGGUGGGAGCAGAGGGUUAUCACAGCUCUGGACUCCGCCCUGAACGAAUGGGUGGACAAUAUACCUGAACAUUUGAAAUGGGACCCUAGUCGCACGGAUCCUGUCUUCGUCCUCCAAUCGGGGUGCAUGUAUGCCCAAUAUUACGAGCUUCAGAUCAUGAUCCAUCGCUGCUUUAUCCCAACGCCGCAGAAACCUGCAUCAACUACUUUCCCCUCCUUGGCUAUAUGCACAAACGCUGCUCGUUCAUGCUGCCAGAUCAUAUCAUCGUGCCGCAGGCGGCUUCCUCAGUGGCGUGGUUUCAUCUUCCAAAUGGCGGCUUUCACAUCCUCGCUUGUCCUCAUAUUUAGUAUUUGGGGUGCCAGGCGGAAUGGCAUGGCCAUUGAUACCACGAAGGACAUGGAACGCAUCUGUCAAUGCAUGGAGAUACUCAAAGAUGCUGAACCGCGAUGGGCAAUCGCAGGGCGACUCUGGGACAUCCUGUACGAGCUUGUCUUCAUGGGCGACCUUCCCCUUCCUUCUCUCCCACCCUCGAACGAAGCGUCGCCCGAAGCACUGCCCACUACGGAUUUCACUUCGAGCGGCUCUAGUAGCAUCCCAAGUCCACCGGGGUCAUCCUCUGCAGCCAGCACUAACUCCGGCUUCUAUAAUGCUCCGGCGUUCAUCCCUGCUCACACUAGUGACCUCGGUCGAUUGCCACUACACGUCCCUCUUACUUCGAUGGCGGACCCCGCCUCUUAUAGCUCAGCUAAUUCAGCGCCCGACCCAUUCGGCGCGACAUCUAGCUCGGGGGCAAAUGCAGAGAUAGACGACGUCCUCGCCGCCUUCGGAUUCGGUGCGGUUUCCUUUGAAACACCGGCGUUAUCCACGACCACCAGCUCCUCGGCACCCCCCGCUCAUGAAACUUCUAACUGGCCAGACUUUUCGUUCAACGUCGAUUCCUCCAACUGGAAUGGUUUCUUCUCCUCUCUUUCAUCCGCAACCGGUCAAGCUGGUCAGGGAACGCAAGCUGAACUAGAUGCAUUCUGGCCUUCGGAUCACGCGCCCGCCGGCCUGUCACAGCCGCCAACGAGCCAACAGCCGCCGGCACCUCCUGGACCUAGCAUGGCAGAUAUGGACCCUUUGCUGAGUUUCCUAUGA
Messenger RNA from Peniophora sp. CBMAI 1063, 2577 nucleotides. NCBI's taxonomy places the organism in Eukaryota, Fungi, Basidiomycota, Agaricomycetes, Russulales, Peniophoraceae. The record is from the annotation of a GenBank genome assembly.